This is a messenger RNA of Chlorocebus sabaeus (green monkey), 2364 nucleotides long. RefSeq names its product zinc finger protein 346 (gene ZNF346). Gene Ontology annotation, molecular function: zinc ion binding; double-stranded RNA binding. Lineage: Eukaryota; Metazoa; Chordata; Mammalia; Primates; Cercopithecidae. The record is from RefSeq and is a predicted model, not a curated record.
CUUCCCCAAUCUCGCGAUAUUUAGGCGCCUGAGCGGUUCUCCACCGGCGACGAUUUGCGGGGAAGAUGGCGUAUCCGGCGCCGGCCACAGUGGAGGCCGCAGACGGCGGAGGGGCCGGGCGUUACAACAGCUCGGAGGAGCUAGAGGGCCAGGAGCCGGAUGGGGUGCGCUUUGACCGCGAGAGGGCGCGCCGCCUGUGGGAAGCCGUGUCCGGUGCCCAGCCGGUGGGUAGGGAGGAAGUGGAGCACAUGAUCCAGAAGAACCAAUGUCUCUUCACCAACACCCAGUGUAAGGUUUGCUGCGCCUUGCUUAUUUCUGAGUCCCAGAAGCUGGCACAUUACCAGAGCAAAAAACAUGCCAACAAAGUGAAGAGAUACCUAGCAAUCCAUGGAAUGGAGACAUUAAAGGGGGAAACGAAGAAGCUAGACUCAGAUCAGAAGAGCAGCAGAAGCAAAGACAAGAACCAGUGCUGCCCCAUCUGUAACAUGACCUUUUCCUCCCCUGUCGUGGCCCAGUCGCACUACCUGGGGAAGACCCACGCAAAGAACUUAAAGCUGAAGCAGCAAUCCACUAAGGUGGAAGCUCUGUCGAAACGCCUUACAAAUCCUUUCCUUGUGGCCUCCACCUUAGCCUUGCACCAGAAUAGAGAGAUGAUAGACCCAGACAAGUUCUGCAGCCUCUGCCAUGCGACUUUCAACGACCCUGUCAUGGCUCAACAACAUUAUGUGGGCAAGAAACACAGAAAACAGGAGACCAAGCUCAAACUAAUGGCACGCUAUGGGCGACUGGCGGACCCUGCUGUCACUGACUUUCCAGCUGGAAAGGGCUACCCCUGCAAAACAUGUAAGAUAGUGCUGAACUCCAUAGAACAGUACCAAGCUCAUGUCAGCGGCUUCAAACACAAGAACCAGUCACCAAAAACAGUGGCAUCAUCCCUGGGCCAGAUUCCAAUGCAAAGGCAGCCCAUUCAGAAAGAUUCAACCACCUUGGAAGACUAGAGGUGAUUCUGCCCAGCAUCCCAUGUUGGGCCAGCCGUGAGCCAGCUUCCCGUGACUGCUCAGCCCUUGGCUCCCUCUCACUCCUUGUUCUCACCAGGAAAGUACACAGGCCUGAGGCAGCAUUGGGCCACAGACAGCCUCUGAUUGGUCCAGGCUGAUUCACUCCUGCUGCUCCCCUUUGGCAGGGGUCCUGUAGGCCAUGACAGGGGAGGCAAGGGUAUCGAGAGACCUGGGGUCUCACCAGGUGGCAGUUUGGAGGGUGGCUUUCCCCCUUCCCCAGCCCCUCUGGGCCAUAGGUGCUGAGGCCCCAGCCACUUGUCUUUCCUCUAAAGGUCAGUUUUGGGCCAGUUCCUGCAACUAAAGAACAGAGAUCUCCCUGGACCCUAGACAUUUCCAGUGAAACCUGGAACUUUCAUGUCAAACCUGGGCUGAGGCAGGAAACAGAGGAAAUGGCUGCAACAUGGAAGCUUGGAGCUAAUACAACACUCUGCCUUCCCCCAAAAGGUGCAGGCUUUCCUGAGCCUUAGACCAGAUAUGGCCAGUUGCGCAGGUUUCUGCCAACUGUGAAGUCUCCUCCUGGAGCGGUGACAGAGUCUUGGCGGAGCAUUGCUCCCCCCGCUGCCCUCUCCACGGUUCCUGAAUGGUGCUAAGGAUCUGCAGCAGUUAGCAACGAGCUGGGGCUGGGGGCGGCCCCCAUGUCCACUGGGAUUAUAGGACUCUCCAGUGGGGAUGGGACCUUUCCCCUCCUCCAUCAGAGGUGCUCUGACCCAAGGUCACAUGGGAAAGUGCCCCACAUGCAAGUCUCCCUGAGGGUUCUGCCCCUAAAGGCAAACUGCCUCAUGCCAGCCGGCUGUGAGGUUCAUUGCUACCCUUGGCCCUACUCGUCCUCUCUUCCCCCUUGUGCAGCAGACCACCUUGCCCAGGUUGCUGUGGUGCUAGCCUUCCCCAUCAUCCACCAGGCAAUUUCUGGGUCCCAGGGAAAGAAAUAGAGAGCUGAUGCAGGUUUCUACAGUGAGGAGCAGGUGUCCCCCAGGCCCCACACCCAGAUUUCUCUGUCUUUACUGUUUUGUGGCCUGGGACUGAGUCCACAGGGAUACAGUUUUCCUUGUAGCUUUGAGGCAAGAAUUCCAAGGAGUGUCACCAUCAGAGGCUUCUCCUCAUUUUGUCAGAGAAGCCCCUAGCUGCUCUCGUGGCCUCCUUUCCCCACUCCCUAUCCCUUCACCUGUGAAAUGCCUUUGCUUUGCAUAUUGUAUGGAUGUGUGUGUGUGUGUGUUUGUGUGUAUGUGUGUGCUUAUGUGUGUGUCUAAUGCUCUGUCUCUUGGUCACUGAAGCAUCCAAAUAAAGAAUUUCCCCCAUGAGCCAGACU